Hyposmocoma kahamanoa is the source of this 511-nucleotide messenger RNA. RefSeq names its product WW domain-binding protein 11-like. The record is from RefSeq and is a predicted model, not a curated record. Lineage: Eukaryota; Metazoa; Arthropoda; Insecta; Lepidoptera; Cosmopterigidae. The annotation marks the transcript as partial. The transcript is spliced from 3 exons.
CUGGCGGCCGAGCUGCGCGAGCCGGCGCCGCAGCCGCCCCCCCUCGCCGCUGCCCCUCACGCCGCGCCCGCGCGACGCCGGCGCCGGCGACGUCGUCGUCGUCGCCGUGGCCGAGCGCAUCAUCCAGCUCAAGGAGCAGGUAUGCCUAACGCUGGAGGGCCAGCCCACGCCCUCCCUGCAGACGUGCCUCGCGGCCUGCGCGGCAUGCUGCGCGCCCUCCAACGCGGCGUGUCGCCUGCCCGCCAGGAAGGCUCUCCUGCAGCUGAGCACGGAGCUCUGCAUCGCCAUCGCGGCCGCGCGCCCCGCGGAGCUCACCGACGAACUCCUGUCUUCCUUCGAGGCCCUCUGGGAGGCGUGCUGCCCCGACCUCCGCGCCCUCCCGCCGCUGGCCGCCCCCUCGUCGCCGGCCCGCGACGCCGACGACAGGGCCGCCAUCUCGGCCGAAAGGGAAGAGAGGGCGCCCACGCCGCAAAGCGACGACGAGGGCCCGCCCAGGCUGGCCCGCUUCGUG